Molecule: messenger RNA, 159 nt
Organism: Racocetra persica
Lineage: Eukaryota; Fungi; Glomeromycota; Glomeromycetes; Diversisporales; Gigasporaceae
Source: the annotation of a GenBank genome assembly
GACAGCACAGGACAAAAAUACAAAACCCUUAAAUUAGAUAUUAUGACCCAAUUACGACAAAUUGAUAAUCAGCAAUUACUCCAAGAACUCCAAAAUCGUCUUCAUAAUAGGCAAUUAUCCGAGCAAGAAGUAGUCGCCCUAUUAGAAGCCGAACAAUGA